AUGUUUUUAUCUAGUGGAAAGGUCGUGGGUAAUGUGAAUGUUACAACAAAAGAGCAAUGGAAGGAAGUGAAGGACAACAGAGUUAGAAGUGUAGUAAAUCAAAAUACUAGCCUCAAUAAUAAUGGAAUGGAGAUAGCACCAAAUAAGCAGCUUAAAAACAACAAGAACAAGGAGGGUACAAGCAAUGUAGAUAGACAAGCAGAAGCACAAAGCAACAGUGGUAAGGAAUUGGUGGCAGUAGACAAUGAAGAUAAUGAUCAUGUUCAAGUAGCUAACAAGUUUGAAAUAUUACAAGGGAUGGAGGAAGAGGAAGAACAUGUUAAUCAAUUGGCAAUGGUGGCAGGUAAUGCAACAACUAACAGUCCAGCAGUUCAUAACCAAGCAUCUACAAAGCAAAAACCAAAACAUAUGGUCAAUAAUGAGGGAAAGCUAGAUCCAGCAGCACAAUCCUUUCAUCUUAACUCAUCGAGUAUUCGUUCGACUAAUGGUCUAGUCAAUGGAAAGGAAGCAUUAAAAGCAAAAAACUAUACUGCACAAUGGGUAGAAAGAAGUUUCAAGGAUAAAAUAGGAGAUGGAAUAGUGAAGAUCAAUACAUCAUGCAAGGAAAUACCAUCACAAGAUACAGUUGUGAACAAGGAACUUAAUAAAACUCCAAAUACUAAAGCAGAAGGAUUAAAAUCGUCUACAUUUAAAGAAAGAGUGCAAGGCUGUGGAGGCAGGCUAUGGGAUGCACAAAGGGAAUACGAUUCAGAGGAGAACGAAGUACCACUAGGAGCACAAGCUGAUGAGGAACCAAAUGAGAAGGACAAAGAAGAAGAUGAGCAAAGUUUAAAUGAGCAAAGUGUAAAUGGAGAACUCCAUGCAAAUGACAACAAUACGUCUGGUAAUCUUUUAAUAAUGGGAGAUUCAGAAAUUGGUGAUCACAACAAUAAUUACCAGAUAACAGAAGUCACAGAAAUUAGAAAUUAUGAAGGAAGAGGCCCAGAGGUAAAUGAUCCGGGACGAAUAAAAGACGAUAAACUUCAGAAAGAACACAACACAACAGAUAAGGAGAAACAGCCAAACCAAAAAACAGAAAUAGCACAUGUUACUGGUACAUUGGAGAAAAAGCAGUUGCAGCUUUUAAAACGAGUAGAAGAGAAGGCAUUGGUCCUUAAAAGAAUGCAGGUGGAGCUAUAUCAGGGAAGGAAGACAAUAAAGAAGAAGAAGAACCUGGCAGAUCAGGAUAUGUCAUGGGUCACGAAUCAACUACUCAACACCUUAUGA
Nicotiana tabacum (common tobacco) is the source of this 1266-nucleotide messenger RNA. Lineage: Eukaryota; Viridiplantae; Streptophyta; Magnoliopsida; Solanales; Solanaceae. The record is from RefSeq and is a predicted model, not a curated record.